This is a messenger RNA of Leishmania braziliensis MHOM/BR/75/M2904, 1161 nucleotides long. RefSeq lists its product as hypothetical. The transcript has a single exon. NCBI's taxonomy places the organism in Eukaryota, Euglenozoa, Kinetoplastea, Trypanosomatida, Trypanosomatidae. Gene Ontology annotation, molecular function: protein binding. The record is from RefSeq and is a predicted model, not a curated record. The coding region runs from base 1 to 1161 and encodes 386 amino acids.
AUGGUGCAGCCGGAGCAGCACAUUGUCUAUGCCAUCCACGAGUAUGCGAUACCGGGCAGCAGAUUUUUGCCGCUCAAGGCGGGGGACGUGAUGCACGUCGAGGAGGCCGAUGAGAGUGGCUGGUGGCUUGGCACCAACCUCCGCGGACAGAAAGGUAUCUUUCCAUCCACAUACACGCUCCCCUACGUCUUUCCCCCUCCCAUGGAGGAUAUGAUGCGCGACAUGCGGCUCAUUUUGCUGGGCCGCUGCUUUGGUGUGGAUGUGGCUAGCGGUGCGCCCCUUCCGCUGCUGCAGUGCAUGGACGCAGAGGUGUGCGAUGCCUAUAUGCCCUCGCCACCGCCCUCCUUCUCCUACAAGCAAGUCCAUAAACGCCUGCUCGACCGUGAAGCGGCGCGCACGCGAGUGAUGAAGCUGCUCUCUCAGCUCAUGGAGACGUGCACAUGCGUCGAAGAGGAGCGAGCAAAGAUCGCGCAGGGGCUUGCAACCCAGGAACAACAGGUCGCAGAUCGUCAAGCGACCCUGAGCGAGAAAUUUGCAGCGCUGGAAGCAUCGCUCUGUGCACUUACGGUGCGCAAGUCGGCGUGUCUUCAGGACGGCAUUGUGCCAACCUCCGCGUGGUAUGAGCAGUUCAACAUCGUGUCUGUAUCAGGGUCCUCCUCGUCGCACUCGCUGUCCUACGAGCGGGCGUGGCGCUCGACUCUCAGGGAUGUGAAAGAGGUGGUGAGGGGGCAAGAGGAGGAGCUAAUAUGCCUCUCCACGAGCUGCGCACAGCAAGAAGAUGCCUUUGUACGAGCUACAUCUUCGCUGCACGAGCGCGUUCAGUGGCGGGACGGCAGUGUCGCACGCAUGUUGGCGUACUGGGCGGACAAGGCGCAGGCUGUUAAGACCGCCUACAGGGACGCAAAAGUAAUGCACGACGCCACUGAGACGACACUUCACCUGGAGGCGUCGCAACUGAUUCAUCUUCUGGAGGAGGGUCGGGAGCGGUAUAUACAGGCCAAGGAGCUUUUCCGUCAGCUUAGGCGACAAGCAGAAGAGAUAUCUGCGGUCCUGCAGCGCAAAGACGCACUUGAUUCUCUAUCGCGCGAGAUCGCUGAAGUUGACGCAGCCAUUGCAAUGCACGAACAAUGGCAACGGCACGAGCCGGUCGCGCUCUCCUAG